ACAAAGACAAAAAAGAGAAAAAAAAAAUGUCAUUGGUCAUAGACCAUGGACCUUGUUAUGGUCUCAUCGUGUAAAUCGGGGCAGGUAAACACAAGCAGACUGUUAGAUGUUCAUUCAUUGUCUAUCCUACGCGAAGUCAGACCAGACCUAGAAAACCAGAACAUGAUGGGGAAUCUCCCACUCGACUUAAUCGCCGACAUACUCAGCCGUUUACCUGUUAAGUAUGUGCUCCGUCUCAGAUGCGUUUCGAAGGCGUGGCGAUCUUUGAUUGGCGAUCCUGAUUUCAUCAAGCUGCACCUCCGCCACUCCCUCGAGUCGCGCACUAACCACACCCUCAUCCUCAAAAGCUCCGAUCUUUACGCCGCUGAUCUCGCUUGUCUCGGCCCUUUUGCCAAGCUCGAGCACCCUUUGAUGAGUUACAACCAUGGAGUCAAGAUCUUGGGUUCUUGCAACGGCUUGCUCUGUAUCCGUAACAUAGUGGAAGACAUGGCUAUUUGGAACCCGUACACUAGAAAGCACCAAGUUUUACCUUCUCUGAGUUCUUGCAAUGCUUACGUGUACGGAUUCGGUUACGACACUGUUUCUGAUGAUUACAAAGUGGUUAAAAUUAUGCAGCUUGGCGGGGUUGAUGGUAAGGCUCUGGAAUCAGAAGUUAAAAUUUGCAGUUUGAAGAGACUUGCGUGGAGAAGAAUUCCAGAUAUCCCUUGUAUAUUUUCGUUCCCUGGAGUCAAUGGGGUUUUUGCAAGUGGAGCUUUACACUGGGUUCUGACUCAUAAAGUUCAACUUUCCGAGGAAAAUGUAAUUGUUGCGUUGGAUUUAGCGGCUGAAAAGUACAGGGAAAUUCCACAACCCGAAUACAUAGAUAAGAGAUUUCAAUUGGAUGUGGGAGUUUUGGGAGGAUGUUUAUGUGCAAUAGCUAAUUAUGAUGAUGUUCGAGUUGAUCUUUGGGUGAUGAAGGAGUAUGGGUUAAAGGAGUCUUGGACUAGACUAUUUUCUGUUGCAAGAGAAGAGGUGAUUGGUCCUUUGAGGUAUGUGAAGCCUCUGGCUUACUCAAGGAGUGGUGAUCAAGUUUUGUUGGAACACAAUAGUAUGAAUCAUUUCUGGUAUGAUUUGAAGGAGAGGAAAGCUAAUGAUAUCUGGUUCGACGAUAUGCGCUUUUCCUGUGAAACAGAGAUUUGCUUGCAAAGCCUUGUUUCACUCUAUGUCAACAGAAGGCAACUUAAUCGAGAGGACAAUGGGGAUAUCCAGAAAAUGGAUGAUUUCUUGUCAGAGGGGUUCAAAUUGGUGUUAUAGUCAAGUGAAAAAAAGAAGAAUGGCUGCAGGAGUGGAAAAGAGUCUCAGACUCCUUUGUAGAAGUCAGCUGCUGUGUAGACAAGAGCAAGCGGCAAAAUGCUAUUGGAAGAGAGACAGAUCGAGUUCCAAUCAAAAUACUUUCUCUGCCUUUUGAUCUGUGUUGGUGGCUCUUUUUGGCUAAGUAGUGUUGUUUUCUGCACAAGAUUUGAUGUUUGAGAAAUUGUAAACCUUGUUAAUGUAUUUUCUUGUCUGUUAAAUUUUGCAAUUAUAUGUAUUAUGUAAAGAUUAAAAGUUAGAACAGUCUUUUGUAUAGGAAUCUGGAUUGUAUAUUGAGGUGCAAUGCGAGCACGCGAGAGUUUGUAGCAGUUUAAGCAUGCUUGUGCUGGUUGUUGACUG
Molecule: messenger RNA, 1689 nt
Organism: Theobroma cacao (cacao)
Lineage: Eukaryota; Viridiplantae; Streptophyta; Magnoliopsida; Malvales; Malvaceae
Product: F-box protein CPR1-like
Molecular function (GO): protein binding
Source: RefSeq, a predicted model, not a curated record